CCACUCAGACAUCUUCUUGUGUCGCGGACGCUUCCUUCCCCGAUUUGGCGGGAAGUUUUCAAAAUAGUCUAAAAGCAUCUUCCCGCAUAAUUAAUUACAGGACACUAUAAAACGACAAAUGAACAAACCCUAGAACCCCCAGAAUUCAAAGUCCCCGCCUCCAUUUCUCUAUCUAUCGCUCUUAUCUACAACCUGCUCGACGAAAUUCCUAGCAGAAUCUAAACUUCUGCGCCGGAUUUUAAUUGCCAAAAUGUAUGUCGUCAAAAGAGAUGGGAGACAAGAAGCGGUGCACUUCGACAAGAUUACUGCCAGGCUGAAGAAACUGAGCUAUGGUCUGAGCAGCGAACACUGUGAUCCGGUGCUUGUGGCUCAGAAGGUUUGUGCUGGGGUUUAUAAGGGAGUUACUACUAGUCAACUCGAUGAAUUGGCCGCCGAGACUGCUGCUGCUAUGACCGCUAAUCACCCUGAUUAUGCCUCUCUGGCAGCGAGGAUUGUUGUUUCUAAUCUGCACAAAAACACUAAGAAGUCAUUUUCUGAAACGAUAAAAGACAUGUAUAAUCAUUUCAACGAGAGAUCUGGACAAAAAGCUCCUCUAAUUGCCGAUGAUGUUUACGAGAUAAUCAUGAAGAAUGCAGCUCGUUUAGACAGUGAGAUCAUUUAUGAUCGGGAUUUUGACUAUGAUUAUUUUGGAUUCAAAACCCUUGAGAGGUCCUACCUCUUAAAGGUUCAAGGGAAGGUUGUUGAAAGGCCACAGCACAUGCUGAUGAGAGUCGCUGUUGGAAUUCACAAGAAUGAUAUUGAAUCUGUUAUUAAAACGUACCAUAUGAUGUCUCAACGAUGGUUCACUCAUGCUUCUCCUACCCUGUUCAAUGCUGGCACACCAAGGCCUCAAUUGAGCAGUUGCUUCUUGAUAUGCAUGAAAGAUGAUAGCAUUGAGGGCAUAUAUGAUACUUUGAAGGAGUGUGCUGUUAUCAGCAAAUCAGCUGGAGGGAUUGGUGUCUCAGUUCACAACAUCCGUGCAACAGGGAGCUAUAUUCGUGGGACAAAUGGUACUUCUAAUGGUAUUGUUCCAAUGCUGCGGGUAUUCAAUGAUACUGCACGUUAUGUUGAUCAAGGAGGAGGCAAGAGGAAGGGUGCUUUUGCUGUGUAUUUGGAGCCAUGGCAUGCUGACAUUUUUGAGUUUCUGGACCUUCGGAAAAACCAUGGGAAGGAAGAGCACAGGGCUCGUGAUCUAUUUUAUGCUCUUUGGGUACCUGAUCUUUUUAUGGAAAGAGUUCAGAGCAAUGAGUCAUGGUCGCUAUUUUGUCCUAAUGAAGCUCCAGGGCUGGCAGACUGUUGGGGUGCUGAAUUUGAGAAGCUUUACAUACAAUAUGAGAGACAGGGUAAGGCAAAGAAGGUUGUCCAGGCACAGAACCUUUGGUUUGAAAUUCUGAAAUCUCAAAUUGAAACUGGGACCCCUUAUAUGCUUUUCAAGGAUACUUGCAAUAGAAAAAGCAACCAGCAGAAUCUGGGUACUAUUAAAUCUUCAAACUUGUGCACUGAGAUAAUUGAGUAUACUAGUCCAACUGAAACUGCUGUUUGCAAUCUGGCAUCUAUUGCUUUACCUAGAUUUGUUAGAGAGAAAGGGGUUCCACUUGAGUCUCAUCCAUCUAAACUUGUUGGCAGUAAGGCUCCAAGAUCGAUAUUUUGACUUUGACAAAUAGCAGAGGUCACAGCAAUUGUUACUGCCAAUCUUAAUAAGAUAAUUGAUGUUAAUUAUUACCCCGUUGAAAAUGCAAAAAGAUCAAAUUUUCGGCAUAGACCCAUUGGUAUUGGGGUUCAGGGUCUUGCAGAUACAUUCAUCUUACUUGGCAUGCCUUUUGACUCUUUGGAGGCGCAGCAGCUGAACAAAGACAUAUUUGAGACUAUAUAUUAUCAUGCUCUGAAGGCUUCUACUGAGAUAGCUGCAAAAGAUGGACCUUAUGAAACAUACCAUGGGAGUCCUGUGAGCAAGGGAAUUCUUCAGCCUGACAUGUGGGGUGUUACUUCAUCAAAUCGAUGGAAUUGGAGUACUCUUAGGGACAUGAUAUCAAACCAUGGGGUGAGAAAUUCUCUUCUUGUAGCACCAAUGCCAACUGCCUCGACCAGCCAAAUUCUUGGAAAUAAUGAAUGUUUUGAGCCGUAUACUUCCAAUAUCUACAGUCGCAGAGUUCUAAGUGGUGAAUUUGUAGUGGUGAACAAACAUCUUCUCCAUGACUUAACUGAGAUGGGCUUUUGGUCUCCUGCUGUCAAGAACAAGAUCAUAUAUGAGAAUGGCUCUAUCCAGAAUAUUCCGGAAAUCCCUGAUGAGUUGAAAGUAAUAUACAGGACUGUUUGGGAGAUCAAGCAGAAGACUUUGGUUGACAUGGCUGUUGAUCGUGGAUGCUAUAUAGAUCAGAGUCAGAGCUUGAAUAUACAUAUGGAUCAACCCAAUUUUGGCAAAUUAACUUCCUUGCACUUCUAUGCUUGGUCGAAGGGCUUGAAAACUGGAAUGUAUUAUCUGCGGUCCCGUGCUGCAGCUGAUGCCAUCAAAUUCACUGUUGAUACUUCUAUGCUUAAGGAUACUGCUAAGAAGGCAGAUGAGGAUAUUGAUACCAACAUGGCACAGAUGGUUUGCUCUCUAACAAACCGCGAAGAAUGCUUGGCUUGUGGAAGUUGAGGAGUUUUUUAUAACAUUGGCACCAGGUGUUCUUUAUCUGUAAAUUAUUGUGUAUGAUUAGGGGCAACAAAAACAGCUUGACUGCCCUUACAAGUGGCUAUCUGGUUGGGAGAUAAAAGGUUCAUGGGUUUAGAAGGCCUUAUAAAAGGGAACCCUAAAUAUGGCUUCAAAAUCUUUUGUAUAGUUAAGUUAUUUGCGGCUGGGAGUAUUUUACUUCUCUGUUAAGAUGCAUUAGAUUCAUCAUUAAGGUUUGAAGACUAGAAGCUUCAACUAUAAGUGCCAAUUACUAUAUGACAAUUAUCAAAGACAAAUGAUAGAUGUUGGCCCAAAUGAUUAUAGCAA
Molecule: messenger RNA, 3019 nt
Organism: Carica papaya (papaya)
Lineage: Eukaryota; Viridiplantae; Streptophyta; Magnoliopsida; Brassicales; Caricaceae
Gene: RNR1
Product: ribonucleotide reductase 1
Biological process (GO): deoxyribonucleotide biosynthetic process
Cellular component (GO): ribonucleoside-diphosphate reductase complex
Molecular function (GO): ATP binding; ribonucleoside-diphosphate reductase activity, thioredoxin disulfide as acceptor
Source: RefSeq, a predicted model, not a curated record